AUGGCUUCCACCAUCCCUCGGGACCCCGUGCAUAGCAACCACUAUGUGGACUACGUGAUUCGCUACAACUUUGCUGGUGAGACCGACUCCUCCCACGCCACAGAGCAACUCGAUCGACUGCUGCGGAAACUAUUCGAGGUUGGACUGCAGACGGAAGUGAGGCAAGGAGACGAGUCCUCCCUGCUGGUAUUUGUCCGAGCGUCGCGGAAAAAGAGCCUGAAGCGCGCCCUUUAUCAAUCCCGUAUUCGCGAUUGGCUCUAUGGCGUCCGCAAUACCGAGCCUGAAUCGGAAUCCUCCGCCGAGCCUCAGUCGGAAUCGGAGCGUCUGCGCAUCAUCUACCAUAUGAUUACCGUCCCCAAAGAAGCAGGCGGCGCUGGCAUCACCCCGAAACAUGGCGAGUGGAAAUGUGUCGAUGCGAUCUUUCCAUUGCAUGACGAGGACAUGAAUAGGCAGUGUAUGAGGGAUUGGAGCCGAAAGACUUUUCUCUCCCCCGAGGAUCUGGAUCAGAUACGGAACACAUUCGGAGAAAGUGUCGGCUUUUACUUCGCUUUUCUGCAGUCGUACUUUAGGUUCCUCCUCUUCCCCGCCGUGUUUGGAUUCUCUUGCUGGCUGUUGCUUGGGUCUUUUUCGAUAAUCUACGCGGUGGUCAAUUGUCUGUGGUGUAUUUUCUUUAUCGAAUACUGGAAGCGUCAAGAGGAGGAUCUGAGCUGCCGCUGGCAAACCAAGGGCGUCUCAGCUGUCAGACCUAAGAGACGAGAGUUCAAGCCUGAAAGGGAGGUUCACGAUGAAAGCACUGGGGAAACCAGAGGGGUAUUCCCUGCGACCAGGCGGAUGUAUAGGCAACUGCUGAUUGUCCCAUUUGCCUUGGUCUCUGCGGUUGCCUUGGGUGUAAUUAUCGCCACGUGCUUUGCCAUUGAGAUCUUUAUCUCAGAGAUAUACAAUGGCCCGCUCAAGACAUACUUGGUUUUUAUCCCGACCAUCUUGCUUUCGGCUCUGAUUCCGACGAUGAGCACGGUCUUAGCGUCUAUUGCUACUAGGCUCAAUGACUACGAGAACUACGAGACUCAGCCUGCAUACGACGUGGCAUUGACGCAGAAGAUCUUUAUUAUCAACUUUGUCACCUCAUACCUACCAAUUUUCCUGACGGCCUUCGUCUACGUACCCUUUGCGAGUCUGAUCGUGCCGUAUCUCGAUGUCUUCCACGUGACUGUUCGGCCAUUCGUCUCGAAGGAGGACGCGACCUCCUUGCGCACGGAUUUCAACAUUGACCCGGACCGCUUGCGAAAGCAGGUCAUCUACUUUACCGUCACGGCCCAGGCAGUCAACUUUGCCAUGGAGACUAUUGUCCCCAUGUUGAAGCAGCGCCUCACCCGUGAAUACAAGGAGUACAACCGGAGAAAGAACGGCAAGGUCGAGUCCGAGAAUGGCUCGGAGGCCAAGAGAGAGGCUCUGUUCGAUGAUCAUCCGGACGAAACCAAGUUCCUUACCCGGGUGCGGAACGAGGCAGACAUGGAGGACUACGAUGUGACCGAUGACUUGCGCGAGAUGUGUAUCCAGUUCGGAUACCUGGCCCUGUUUUCGCCUGUCUGGCCGCUAGUCCCCGUCUCUUUUCUGGUCAACAACUGGAUUGAGCUUCGGUCCGAUUUCUUCAAGAUCUGCAUGGAGUGCAAGAGGCCCUGGCCACAACGUGCUGACACCAUUGGGCCCUGGCUGGAAAGUCUAGGGUUCCUGUCGUGGGUCGGAAGCAUCACCAGUACCGCCCUUCUGUACAUGUUCAGUAAUGGCCAUGAGGGUCCGAACGGCGAGCCGACUGCGAUCCGAGGGUGGGUGCUGCUGCUGACGAUUUUCUUCUCUGAGCACAUUUAUCUAAUGGUGCGUUAUGCUGUACGAGCUGCCAUAGCCAAGCUGGAGCCUCCGAACGUCAAGAAGGAGCGGACGGAGCGGUACAUGAUGCGUAAGAAGUAUUUGGAGUCGACUGUCGGUGCCCACAGCAGUGAUGAUGAAGGGGAUGACAACGAGCAAGAUCAUUCGAUGGAGGUCACGGACAUUACUCGGAAGUCGCUGGAAGAGGAUGCUCGUGAGUGGUCGACUCAUGAUACCGACCCCGCGGAGAGGUUCUGGAUGCGACAGAAGGGGUGGAAAGAAUCCGCUCAUGUCGGGGCGACCAUCAUCAAGACGCUGGUGACCGAGCCUACCUCGAAGAAAGAGCAAUGAUCCGCCUGACUGAGUCUGAUUGCCUAACUGAUGAUGUGUCUUGUCCGUCCUUGAUGAUGUUUCCGCCAUGUGACACCGAUGACCGGUAUCACAGAAGUAUAUAGAUCAUGAGUGAAUAAGGAACUUCCCUGAUGUCCAUAUAUGCCCGGGACGUUUGUAUGAACUGGAGCGUGGUUUGAUGCGUCCAUGCCAAUCUGUUCAAUAUCAUGCUGAAUAUAGUAUACGAUGGUCAUGCUGAACAACCGUAGCCAUCCCUGUGAGAGUACUGUGUUAAGGCCAGGUUACUCAAGACUCAUGACGAGCAUGAAGCCAUCUCCAACAUGGAUCCC
Aspergillus sclerotioniger CBS 115572 is the source of this 2543-nucleotide messenger RNA. Its product is annotated as anoctamin family protein. Lineage: Eukaryota; Fungi; Ascomycota; Eurotiomycetes; Eurotiales; Aspergillaceae. Gene Ontology annotation, cellular component: cortical endoplasmic reticulum. The transcript has 5 exons. Bases 1 to 2214 code for a protein of 737 amino acids. Gene Ontology annotation, biological process: chloride transmembrane transport. The record is from RefSeq and is a predicted model, not a curated record. Gene Ontology annotation, molecular function: chloride channel activity.